Messenger RNA from Tuber melanosporum (Perigord truffle), 3308 nucleotides. RefSeq lists its product as uncharacterized. The transcript is spliced from 10 exons. The record is from RefSeq and is a predicted model, not a curated record. Gene Ontology annotation, molecular function: protein binding. Bases 553 to 3174 code for a protein of 873 amino acids. Lineage: Eukaryota; Fungi; Ascomycota; Pezizomycetes; Pezizales; Tuberaceae.
CCUUGAACAGCCAUCCAUUUACCUGCAACACAAACUUACCCUGAUUUUUACCUCCAGACAUUAUCAUACAAAGCUUUCUGCCACCCUCUGACAAUCUCGCCCCGGGCGGACGUUUUUAUUUGAGCAAAACUCUCACCACGGUCACCUAUCUUGUUCCCUUUUUUUGUUCCCAAAUCUGGUUCCAGGACUUAACCCGAUAUUUGUUUGGUCUAUCCUUAAGCAAGAGGAAGGGGGAACGAGAGAGGGAGCUUUCGAUAGACACGCCAUUCCGGAUCAGUAUAGCUGAUUGAUUUCUACUGCGGUUCGGAAAGGGUCCUCCGGGUCUACGAUAUCUUUUCUCUGCUGUGUUUGUUGGGUGAUUGCUCUGGCUGCUUGCAGCAUUAUCUUUUUCCGUUCUUAGGGUUUGUAAAUACAAUCCUCCGGUACACCGCUCUCACAAACGGAGAUUUAUUUUGUUUUACACGUUAUUCUCAUCCUAAUUCCAAUUUCCUCAACCAUUUACCGGCUCAUUAAUAGAUCUGACGGAGUCUCCGUGCAGCUUCUAAGGCAAACAUGUCUGGCAUGGGGGCAACAUUUUAUCCUGGAAAGGACGAUUACAUGAUGCCAGAUGUCGCCAUCGUCUCUCCAUCUCCUCAGAGGGUUAUGCCAGAAGUUCCCGUUCAGAUUGCCGACAGCUUAGAGAAUCUAGAAUUACAAUCUCAGAACGGAAGAGCUCCUGCGGGAAACGAUGGUUAUAUGAGUAACAACAACUAUCAGGACGAUCGAAACCAUCUUAGUAGCCAACAGUCCCGGAAUAACUAUUCGGAUUCCUACGCGACCCCCCCACCUUCCUCCCAAGGUCACGGAUCUCGUUCGAUGAGUGAAGAGCGCGACAGUCGAUCGAGUUAUGGAGCUUCGUCGUACCAUUCCUCGAUAGCCGAAGACUAUCCAGGGGGGUUCCAGGCAAUCGACGAGCCUUCAUUUUCGCCGUUUCCAAAGCUCGUCAACCCUGGUCCAAAUAUUCCACCAACAGAUGAAGAGAAGGGUGACCAGAUUGAGGGAGCCCGCUUGGCGGUGCUAUCCUCAAAUGAUCCGGAAAUGCAGUUGGUAUGGGCACAGGACGCAUUGAGUUAUGUUGAAGUUUGCAUGAACUAUCUUACUCGGAUCGCAGAACCUCCUGGAACUCGACCGCAAACACCCACAGUUGAGCACCAAAUCAAAGCAGACGCUUUGAGUGUCGUGACAUUUUUGGCUGACCAACACCAUCCACGGGCAGAAUUUAUGCGGGGGAAUUGGUUGGAGUUUGGAAAGUUUGGCUAUAGGAGUGAUAAGAAGGAAGCUUUCAGAUGUUAUGCUCGAUCAGCGGAAAAGGGAUUUGCUCGUGCGGAGUACAGGAUGGGGAUGCAGUACGAAAACUCUAACGAACCCAUGAAAGCGAUUAAGCACUACAAUCAUGGAGCUGCAAUGGGUGAUUCAGCUUCAAAUUAUAGACUUGGAAUGAUGACCUUAUUGGGACAGCACAGCCAAAAGCAAGAUUACGCUAGGGGUGUUCAUCUUAUCCGACUUGCAGCUCAAACAGCUGAUGAAAAUGCUCCCCAAGGGGCUUACGUUUAUGGUAUGUUGCUGGCUCGGGAAUUACCAGGGAUUGAGAUUCCAGAUCUAUUUUUGCCCCUUGAUAUUCGGCAAGCGAAGGAAAUGAUUGAGAAGGCAGCAUUCCUUGGAUUUGCACGUGCUCAACUCAAAAUGGGAACGGCAUAUGAACUGUGUCAACUUGGUUGUGAUUUUAAUCCGGCAUUGUCUCUUCACUACAAUGCAUUGGCCGCCAGGCAAGGUGAGCCUGAGGCGGAUAUGGCCAUUAGUAAAUGGUUUCUUUGCGGUCACGAAGGCGUUUUCGAGAAGAACGAAGAGUUGGCAUUUCAAUACGCCCAGAGAGCGGCAUCGGCUGGACUCGCCACAGCCGAAUUCGCACUCGGAUACUUUUAUGAAAUUGGAAUGCAUGUUCCGGCCGACCUCAAGGAAGCUCAGCUAUGGUAUGGAAAGGCUGCCGCGCAUGGAAACAAGGACGCUAGUGGGCGUAUAGAGGGUAUCUCACGAUCAAAGACCCUGUCUCGAAAGGAUCACGAGAGUGUUGCUAUAUCAAAGAUAAGAGCUCGACAUGCUUCUCAGAGGCGAGUGGUUAAUCCACUUACUCAAAGGCGCCAGUCAGUAGUUCCACCUAUUAUAAGUCCUAUUGAGGAAGCUGUAGACAUGCCUGAUCCUACUAUUCCUCCCGGUGGCAACUACAACUAUCCACCAGGGCCUCCACCAAUGCAAGAGCCUCCUCGGCCAUUGGUAAGGCAGGGUACCAUGCCUAAUGUUAAUACCAGCUUUAUUGCCCCAGAUUUAGGCCAGAGUUAUUUGAAUCCCGGCAAUGGGCCAUUUUCUGCUGUUCAGCCUCCUGUGAGGCCUGGAACUGCAGUUCCAUAUCCGGUCCGACCAGGCUCUGCGGGAUCUGGAGCUCUACCCCAUACUCGACCAAUGUCUGCGGUUGGCUACGCUAUUGGAGGCCCAGGUGCGAUUCUUCCUGCAGGGACUUACCCUGGAGGCCCGCCACGACCUUUCACUGCCAUGGAUAAUCAAGGGCGAAGGCCUCCUCCUGGAGGGAGACAACAGCAACCUUAUCCAACUGUUGACGAAUAUCCCUCACCUCAGGGUCGCCAGGGCUCGGGCUAUCCAGGGGGAUUUAAUGGAGAGCCAGUUCCUCAUAUUAAUACGCCUAAGCCAUCCCAGAUGCACGGAAACCAAGGAAUUAAACCACCCGGAACCCCCAUUGAUAUCGGAUUUGAAGCUCCUGCCCCUAGACCAAAACCAGCGAAAUCCCCUGCUCCAAGCACUAUGGGAGGGCCGAACAGGAGGAACUCUGGCGCUGCCGGGGAUAGGAGGCCUGGGAGCUCGCUUGGUCCUCAUGGUCAACACCGGCCACCGAACCAACAGGGCCCUCCAAACAAGGCGCACGGAAGCCCACAACUUGGCCCCACCCCGGGCCCCCCAUCCCCCCCAAUCAACCCUUCACUAACACCAAGGCCACCUCCGUCCAGUGCUACUCCAAAACCACAGUCUGCACCACUCCCGAAGCCACCAGGCAAAGGACCCAAGACGUUUGAAGAAAUGGGUGUUCCCCAACAGACCAAGGAACAGGAUUGUGUUAUCAUGUGAGGUGGUAAUAUGGACUAUGUAUACCCUUUUUUGCCUUUGCAUGAUAAUUACUUUCCGAUUACUUGACCUGCUCCAACUAUAAUAGGUGACUCGGUUGCGUUUAUAUGUACAUUUUAAGAGAAAAACAGUCUGGA